AUGCCGCCCAGAUCUUCUCUAACGUCUUCCUUCUCAAUCACCGACUCCAACAAUGAAGUCGUGUGUCCUCUGAGAAACCAAGAUGGCUCCAGCUGCAGAAAGCGCUGCAUCGGUGAAAAACGAUACCGAUCCAUGCAGGAGCACAUUCGAAGAGCACAUCCCGAACACUACAUCUCCAAGCUUCCAGCGACCGAGGAGAGCUUCCUGCUCAUGAUCAACACCCCGCCGUCCGAACGCCCUCCCAUCCAGCCAAAUGCGACUUCAGUGCCUCAGGGUUCGUCCCUCUCAAUCCAGGGCUUCCCCCCAAAGAUUGACCAUCUUCAAGGCUUCAACCAUGACCGGCACAUGUACGACAACAGCAAUCCGGGCACGCCCCGAACGCUGGACGAUCAUGCUGUGGGCUCGCUGCUCCCUGCUGCUAGUGCCGCGGCGGCACUGGCGCAAUUGCAUGGUCACAAGGUCGAACCUGAGUGGGAGUCCGAAGUACGAACCAUUUCCAGCCAUGAACUCGAGCAGGCCAAGGGAUAUUUUGCCAUCGAUUCUUGCAAAUUCGCCCCCUGGACGCUCGUCAACCCUACCGCCAAUUCAGCGCCCUCCUGGACCUACUCGACCCAGAAAACAGUCAACUAUGGAAAAAGAUGGGAAGAUCUCAUCGAUGCUGCCGACCAGGCUGCUUCUGCUGCUGGCGACAUCGAUGAGGAUCGAACUCCUGUACCCCAAUCACCAGUCUCUAUCCACAGAGCUUCACUGCCCCCCUUCCAGCACCAUAAUUUCCAGGCGGCACACGCAGCACAAAGCUACCAAGCUUCGCCGCUCCAACAGGCCUUAACCCCACCAUCCUACAACCAGGACACGAUUGACCCAUUCCCGUCGGUUGAAAGCGGUGAAAGCGGGGAGAACUUCCACAUUGAGUCGAGAGGCCUAUCGGACUCAUCACCGAGUUAUUCCUCGCAAAACACUCAGAUCUACUGCGCAGCCUGUCAGAGCGUCUCACUGCUGAAGGACUCGUAUGCCUGCACAGAAUGCAUUUGCGGCCUGUGCCAGGCUUGCGUCGAUGUCCUGAUGGCAGAGCAAGGAGCUCGGCGCAAGUGCCCUCGCUGCGCAACAAUUGGCGGACGGUUUAAGCCGUUCCAGCUUGACAUCCGGUGA
This is a messenger RNA of Colletotrichum siamense, 1149 nucleotides long. RefSeq lists its product as uncharacterized. Lineage: Eukaryota; Fungi; Ascomycota; Sordariomycetes; Glomerellales; Glomerellaceae. The transcript is spliced from 5 exons. The record is from RefSeq and is a predicted model, not a curated record. The coding region runs from base 1 to 1149 and encodes 382 amino acids.